Messenger RNA from Syngnathoides biaculeatus (alligator pipefish), 3238 nucleotides. It is a transcript of the gene rb1, whose product is annotated as retinoblastoma 1. The record is from RefSeq and is a predicted model, not a curated record. The coding region runs from base 317 to 3049 and encodes 910 amino acids. The transcript has 27 exons. Lineage: Eukaryota; Metazoa; Chordata; Actinopteri; Syngnathiformes; Syngnathidae. Gene Ontology annotation, molecular function: RNA polymerase II transcription regulatory region sequence-specific DNA binding. Gene Ontology annotation, biological process: negative regulation of G1/S transition of mitotic cell cycle; regulation of transcription by RNA polymerase II; neuron projection development. Gene Ontology annotation, cellular component: nucleus; chromatin; Rb-E2F complex.
ACGGAGGAUCCAAAAACGGUCGUAGUCAUAUCAAGAGAUGAAUUUAAUUUAAUUUUCGUCGGGCGUUUCCACCACACCGCGCGGUACCGUCAAACAAAUCGAACGCCGGCCAAACAGGAAGUGUCGUCAGCAUUCAGGAAGUCGGAGUCAGUCAAGUUUCGUUUUCCCCAAAACCACCCGCGUCUUUGCAAUUCAAAUUAAGUAUUUCUUGUUUGUGUCUGUUUCUUCAAAUUGACGUAUUUGAAGAAUUGUAGGUGUUGUUGUUGUUUUGUUUUUGGGGGGGUUUUAUUAUUAUUAUUUUUUUGGCGAUACGAGGAUGCCACCGAAGAGGCGGAGUGCCGGGACGACCCAAAACAAAGAGGCCAGGAGCAGAUCUUCUCCGGGCAUCACGACCAGCCCGGAGUUGUCGGUUAAAAAGCACGGCGACAAGGACGCGGACUUUGUGGCUUUGUGCAAAAGCCUUCAUGUGUCUGAUGUGGUUUGUGAGCGCACCUGGAAGAUGUACAAAAGUCUUCAAGAGUCCCUGAAUGAGUUUGCUGAAGACGAAAAAAGGUUGUGGGCUGCCUGCCUGUUUGCGGUCGUCACCGAUAUGGAUGGCGUCUCCUUCACCGUCACUCAGGUCCUACAAGCAGUCUCCAUGAACGUGAAGCAGUUUGCGGCCCUGGUUCGCAAGUUGGACGUCAACUUGGACACGAUAAGCACGAAGGUGAAUUCGGCGCUGGCGCGCUUGGAGAACGAAUACGACGUGACUCUGGCCCUUCACCAGCGCUUUGAGAAGACGUGCAGAAGAAUCUUUGCCGUGCCCCCGGAGGCAAAGGAGAGCGACCUCUUACGGACGUGUUGGACGACGUUUCUUUUGGCCAAAGGAAGGGCCUUGCAGAUGGAAGACGACCUGGUCAUCUCCUUUCAGUUGCUGCUGUGCACGCUCGAGUUGUUCAUCAAGCGAUGCCCGCCGGAGCUGCUGCAGCCUCUUUAUCAGUCCGCCAUCAGCAAAGUUCAGAGCCCCGUGACGCGAACGUCUCGGCGCAACCAGAAAAACGCCAAAGCGCGACUUGCGGAGCCAGAGGCGGACGCGGCGCUUCUGGAAGCCUUGUGCAAGGAGAACGACUGCGACAUCAACGAGGUCAACAAUGUGUAUCAGACCAGUUUCUCCGGCUUCCUGGUGUCUCUGGAGCUUCACAAAUUUCCCGGCCUUCCUCAGGCCGCUGACGUCAACCGGCAGUACCAAGAGCACUACCGCAAGAGUCGAGACAUCGACGCGCGGCUGUUUAUGGACAACGACGUGACACUCAAAGUGGACGCGGCACAAUUGGAGAGAACGCCAAAGAAGAACGCGAUGGAAGAAGAUUCCGUGUCCGUCCCUCAGACUCCCAUCAGAGCGGCGAUGACCUCCAUUCAGCAUUUGAGGGGAGACCUCACCUCUCGCGGCGACCGGCCGUUUACCAACUUGACGACCUACUUCAAGAACUGUACCGUGGACCCCACUCAGAACGUGCUGAGGCGCUUGGAGACGACGGGAGCAACUUUCAGCCAGCGCUUCGCCGAGGCCGUCGGGCCGCGCUACAUCACGCUCGGAAAGCAGAGGUUUACCCUUGGUGUCAAACUCUACUACAAAGUCAUGGAGGCGAUGCUGAAAUCGGAAGAGAAACGACUGUCUGUGCCGAAUUUCAGCAAACUCCUCAACAACUCCACAUUUCACACGUCACUCUUGGCCUGUGCUCUGGAGGUUGUCAUGGCAACGUACGGAGAGAGCAGUUUUAGGACCGGGGGUUACAAUCACGGACGUGGCGGCGGCCCGGCCGAAGGGGACAUGUGCUUUCCGUGGAUACUGCACGUGUUGGACCUCAGCGCCUUCGACUUCUACAAAGUCAUCGAGAGUUUUAUCAAAACGGGCGCCACUUUGAGCAAAGACAUCGUCAAACAUCUGGAGACCUGCGAGAACCUCAUCAUGGAACGGAUCGCGUGGGAGACGGGUUCGCCUCUUUUCGAGCUCUUGAAGCAGGACCAAGAGGGCGGCGCCACGGAACAAGCGGAGACGCCCGUGAGUUUCGGCCAAGCCUUGCAGCACGAGCACACCGCCGCCGACCUGUAUCUGUCCCCCGUUCGCCCGUGCCCGCGCGUCCCGCCGCCAGACUCCGCCGCGACGGCCAAGUCUCAAGCCGGCCCUUCCCCGUCGAGCCAGCCCGCCCCCCAGGCCGUGGGCCAAAACCCUCGGCAGCCCAAGUCCAACUCACUGAGCCUCUUCUAUAAGAAAUUGUACCGGCUGGCCUACACCCGACUGAAGGUGCUCUGCUCGUAUCUCCUGUCCUCCCACCCGGAACUGGAGCCCAUCAUCUGGACGCUCUUCCAGUACACUCUGCAGCACAAGUACGAGCUGAUGAGGGAUCGUCACCUGGACCAGCUGAUGAUGUCAGCCAUGUACGCCAUCUGCAAAGUGAAGGGCGUCGAUCUGCGCUUCAAAACCAUUGUGUCGUCGUACAAGGACAUGGCCAACACCAGCCAGGAGACCUUCAUGCACGUCUUGAUCACUGAGGGCAACUACGACUCCAUCAUCAUCUUCUACAACCAGGUUUUCAUGCAGAGGCUGAAAACCAACAUCCUGCAGUACGCGUCCACGAGGCCGCCCACCCUCUCUCCGAUCCCACAAAUCCCACGCAGCCCUUAUAAAUUUCCCAGCUCACCUCUGCGCGUGCCCGGAAGCAACAACGUCUACGUCUCGCCCAUGAAGAACCCUGGCAUCAUGACCCCUCGCAGCAGGAUGCUGGUUUCCAUUGGUGAAUCAUUUGGGCCGCCCAAUCGCUUCCAAAAGAUCAACCAGAUGGUGAACAGCGGCGACCGUUCCGCGAAGAGAACCUCGGAUCACGGCGGCGCUCCCAAGCCUCUGAAGAGGUUACGAUUCGAUGUUGAUGGGCAAGAUGAACCCGACGGAAGCAAAUCUGACGGCGAUUCGACCCUGAUCCAGCGGCUCAAUGACUUGACGUCCGCCCGCAGCCGCAUGCAGGAGCAGAUGAUGCUGGAGGGUGCGGAGUCCCGCAAGGAGCUGCACUGAGACCCGUCGAGCUGUUUGCUGUCCCUGCCUUGUCAAGCGGGCCCAGAGUUUAUAUACAUGAAGUGACUGCUUUUAGUUUGUAUUUAACGUUUCUAUUCUAUUCUAUAUAUUAGGGGGUAGGAAGGAGGAUUUAACCAAAUGGCAAAAGUUUUUUUCUUUGUUGCUAAAUAAAUCAAAGAAGUGCUUAGA